Messenger RNA from Chanos chanos (milkfish), 3043 nucleotides. RefSeq names its product FANCD2 and FANCI associated nuclease 1 (gene fan1). The transcript has 13 exons. Bases 1 to 2550 code for a protein of 849 amino acids. NCBI's taxonomy places the organism in Eukaryota, Metazoa, Chordata, Actinopteri, Gonorynchiformes, Chanidae. The record is from RefSeq and is a predicted model, not a curated record. Gene Ontology annotation, molecular function: flap-structured DNA binding; 5'-3' exonuclease activity; 5'-flap endonuclease activity. Gene Ontology annotation, biological process: interstrand cross-link repair. Gene Ontology annotation, cellular component: nucleus.
AUGGUUUCAGUAACCUCUCCUGCAGAGCAGCCUAAGAUGGAACAUCUGGAGAAUGCUAGUACCACAGACACAAAAUCUGAGUCCCCUCACAUGGUUACCUCUCCACUCAAAAGAACUGUUCCACUCUCUAAACUAGCAAAGAGGAAAAAAGAGGAAAGUCCCAAAGUCAAUACGACAACACCAAAAACCUCCAGUCUGUGCAAGAGAGGCAGAUACGAGCAAACCAGCUUGGAAGACAGUGCUUGUUCUGUAAAGACUGAAACGCAGACAGGAACAGUCAACGCUCAUCAAACUGAUUCUUCAGCCUGUAACACUCCAUCAGUGCACAGACCUGUGAAAACAGAGUCAGUCUUUAGUGAGGUUGUAGAGAGGGAGACUGUUGUGGCUUCAAGUGAUUACUUCACAGAGACAAGCAAAGACAAAGUCAGUGACUUCUUCACGGAGACGAGCAAAGAGAAAGUCAGUGACUUCUUCACGGAGACGAGCAAAGAGAAACCCAGUUAUAACUUCACAGAUAGCAGCGAAGAGAAAAACAGUGAUGACUUCAUAGAGAGGACGGAAGGGGAACCCAGUGAGAGUCAAGAGUCAAAGGAACAGCCCAGACGACCUUAUUACCUUCGGAACUUCCUGACCAUACUGGAUACAGUGCUGGAGAAUGAGGAUGAUAAAGAACUUUUCAACACAGAAGACCUGUCAGUUAUCCACGCCUUCCAACAGCUCUCAGCUCCAGGACAGAUGCUCUAUGUUCGAUUGUUCCAGAGGAAACUGAAGUGGCUUCAGGUGGACAAGUUGGACUAUGCUGAGGUUGGCUCCAACCUCACACCUAUCAUUCAAGAUCUUGUUAGACAUGGCUUCCUUCAGACAGAGAGAGAGCUGGAGGACAUUCGAGAGGUCCUGGAUCUGCUGCCUGCUCCAGAGCUCAGGGCCCUGGCGAAGACGUUCCAUCUGGCUGGCCCUGGAGCUGGGACUCAGAAACAACAGUUAGUGGAGGGGCUUCUACGUCUUGGGAAGCAGCGUUCACUCUUUGGUCAAAACAACACAUCCUCUGUUAUUCUCAAGAGGGCCAAGCAGCUGACCGGCUCAUGCGUUCGCCUUUGUCGAGGACCCAGGGCGGUCUUCUCCCGGGUCCUGCUCCUCUUUUCUCUGACGGACACUUUGGAGGAAGAGGAGAUGGCUUCAGCUGGUCAGGGGCAGCUCUACACCAUCCUGCUGGUCCAGUCCGGCCGCCUGGCUUUCCCAGUUUACACAGUACAGCGCAGCUCCAGAGUCUUCCAGGACAGGGAAGACCUCAUCAGGUAUGAAGCAGCCAUGCGCAGUCUGCAGGAGCUGAUCACGGUCAUGCAGGCAGGCGGUUGGGAGGACGCCCUGGAACUUUACAUUACAGCCAAGGCCACGUGGCAAGAGCUCAACUCCACCUGUGACUUCAGUCUUCAGGAGAAGCUGCCUGUGUACCUGCGCUGUUUCACGGUUGGCUGGACAUACACUCGCAUCCUGUCUCGAGGUGUGGAAAUACUGCAGAGGCUGCGUCGCUAUGAGGAAGCAGUGGAGCAGUUGAGGUCUCUACUGGCUCAGUCAGUAUACUGUCCGGACAGCAGGGGGCGCUGGUGGGACCGGCUGGCUCUCAAUCUCCAACAGCACCUCAAACGCCCUGGAGAGGCAAUCCAUGCCAUAAGGGAUGGGCUUCAGGACCCACUGGUCCGGACCGGUCACCAGCUGUCCCUCCAUCAGAGAGCGGCACGGAUGAAGGAGUCACCGAGCUUUAAGAAGUAUCGCCUGCUUCUGCGAGACCUGCCAACAGUCAGUGUACAGGACGUUGUGCAUGUGACCAUUCGCGGGCAGCUGUUUCCACACGAGGGCGGUACGGGGAAGUCUGUGUUCCUGAGGCCAGCUGACGAGGCUGAUGGAGAGGGAGGGGACUCCAUGGUCAUGUGCUCUGUAGAAGAACUGGCAUUGGCUCAUUACAGAAAACUUGGUUUUGAUCAAGGUAUUCAUGGUGAAGGCUCCACAUUCUCCACUCUCUUUGGACUUCUGAUGUGGGACAUCAUCUUUAUGGACGGAGUUCCAGAUGUUUUCAGAAACCUAUAUCAGACAUGUCCGUUGGAUUUUCACACUGACUGUUUCUAUGAGAACCGACGGGAGGCCAUUGAGGCACGUGUGGAGAUGCUACGGGAGGCAUCCACAGAGACGCUCCAGGACCUGGUGGCUGAAGUGUGGAAGACUCAUGAAGGGAGAGUGUGUGCCUUAGUCAGCUGGGAACGAUUCAACUCCCUGGAACAGGCCCAGAGUUUGUUGUCCUGUUUGUCUGGGCCCUUUCUGAGCGGUGUGGUUCUGAGGAUGGCCAAGGAUUACAGACACUGUAGGGGAGGGCUGCCAGACCUGGUGGUGUGGAACAGCUCCAAUAACACAUACAAGCUGGUUGAGGUGAAAGGCCCAAACGAUCGUCUCUCUCAGAAGCAGCAGAUCUGGCUGGAUGAGCUACGGAAGAUGGGGGCCGACGUGGAGGUGUGCCACGUGACUGCUGUCGGCGCACGAAGUGCCCGUUUAGAGUGACGCUGCUUUUAAGCCAAAAAGCAAACGCUGAAGUUCAGAGAAAGCCAACCCUCACCACAGAAGUUUGAGUCUCUGUGCAAACCUGCUUGCUUCUGCACCACUUCUUCCUUCUCAAGAAAAUGACCUGCUAAACAAAAGCCCAUGAACAGAGUUUAUGAAGAUUUAUGAAGGAGAGAAGGAAGAAGAGAAAUCUAAAGGAGAGAAAUCUAAAACCUCUUGAUGGCUGCGAUAAAGCUAAACUUUCUGGUGGUGUCCAAGAUAGCAGAGCCAUCUCUGACUUUAUGACAGUAUCCUUCAUGAGUUCAUUUUAUGCUGCGUGAACACAGCCGCACUUUGAUAUGUUCGUCUAUAAUCUCCAUGAGGAGGAGUGUGCAGGAGUAUCUGACUGACCGAAUGUCUGCACCUCAUUCUCAAAGCUGCUUUAAUGUUUACCUCAUUCUGCUGAAUGGACUCACCACAUGAGCUUGGCCAACAUUUUUGGUUUAAAAAGAGA